Messenger RNA from Penaeus monodon (black tiger shrimp), 3310 nucleotides. RefSeq names its product serrate RNA effector molecule homolog (gene Ars2). Gene Ontology annotation, biological process: primary miRNA processing; mRNA processing. Gene Ontology annotation, molecular function: nucleic acid binding. The record is from RefSeq and is a predicted model, not a curated record. NCBI's taxonomy places the organism in Eukaryota, Metazoa, Arthropoda, Malacostraca, Decapoda, Penaeidae. Gene Ontology annotation, cellular component: nuclear body.
CAAUAAAGAACCAUCCAGCCAGUCGCUGCUCACGCCUCUGACGUCGGCCAUGUUUGUUGACAGACGCUGAGGCCGGCACCUGACCCGCGAGGAAGAAAGUGUCAAAUAUUAUCAAUUAGGACCCUUUGUCGCCACGCUGAAAGAAGAAACCAUGGCAGACAGUGAUGAUGAGUAUGAGCGACGUAGACGGGACAAAUUCCGUGGAGAGAGAUCGGAGUAUACAAGCAGCAGCAGCACCAGAGACCGUAGAGAUGACAGUAGGCGAGGAAGGGAUGACUGGGCUGACAGAGGCCGUGAUAGUUGGGGUAGCAGGGAACGUGGUUCCUCGCGUCGGGAAUAUGGCAGGGACUACGGAAGGUCCCGUGACCGCUAUUCCCCUGGCAGACAUGACAUGUCUCCUCCCAUUAAGCGGAUGAGGCAGGACUGGGACGACCGAAGGUAUCCAUAUGAGAGCAGCGGUGGUGGGGCAGGAGCAAAUUAUGGGGCCUAUGGAGGUAGCUACGGGCAGGAUUACGGCCAUCCAUCUGGUCAUGCUGGUGGUGGGGGAAGGUUAGAUGAACUGGGCCCAACGCAGCCACCAAUGAUGACUUUCAAAGCCUUCAUGGAGCAGUGCGACGACUCCAUCUCAGAGGAGGAGGCACUGAGGAAGUAUUCAGACUACAAGCUUGAGUUCAAAAGACAACAACUUAAUGAAUUCUUUAUCAACCAUAAAGAAGAAGAAUGGUUUAAGGCCAAGUACCACCCAGAGGAGUGUGUGAAGCGACGGGAUGAGCAGCUGUCAAACCUGAAGAGAAGAGUAUCCGUUUUUUGUGAACUUUUUGAAAUGAAUCGAAUGGAGAAUAUUAGCGUUGAUGCUGAUCAGUCAGACCAACUUCUGAAGCUUUUGGACUCUGUGGUCAUCAAACUGGAGGGAGGCACAGACCUUGAUCUUCAGGUCUUGGACCAGGCGCCUGAGGAGGAUGUCAAGUCUCAGCCGAUCGAAGAAGAAAAGAAGCCAUUUAUUUUGGGAGAGGAUUCUGACGAGGGUGAAGAGAAGGAGAAAUCGGAAGAGAAGAAUCCCGAUGAACCGCUAAAGAUGGACAUGUCGGAAGAACAGAUGGAGCUGCAGAAGAAAGCUAAGGAGUACCUGAAACAGAAGGUUAAUGAAGGAGAAAAAGAAACCCGUAAGCGAAAGCACUCUGGCAGUUCUUCGUCUAGUUCCUCAAGUGACUCGGAUGACGAGCCCAUGGAGGAAGACCUGAAAGAACCCCCGCCCCCCGGCAUGGCCUAGGGCACUCCACAAAACAGCAUCCAUCUUCUUACGGAAUUUGGCCCCUACAAUAACCAAGCAAGAAGUUGAAGCGAUGUGUCGGCGAUAUAAUGGAUUUUUGCGAGCUGCCAUUGCAGACCCUCAACCAGAACGCAGGUGGUUCAGACGUGGAUGGGUAACAUUCAAGAGAGACGUCAACAUUAAAGACAUUUGUUGGAACCUAAAUAAUAUUAGACUAAGAGACUGUGAACUUGGGGCUAUUGUCAAUCGAGAUCUGAGCCGUCGCAUUCGCACUGUAAAUGGAAUCACUUCUCAUCGCAGUGUUGUCCGUUCAGAUAUCAAGUUGUCAGCCAAGAUUAUCCAGAACCUUGAUUCUCGUUGGGGAUUAUGGAUUGAGUCAAUGGAGAAUCUGGACAAUGCAUUGCUGAGCCUGACUUCCUCAUCGAACCCUGUGCUUCGGAACAUAACUGACUACUUAAUAGAAGAGGCUAGUGCAGAGGAGGAGGAAUUACUUGGCGCUAAUGAUGCAUCAGCCAACAAUAGUGAGGAAAAGGCUGAGGGAGAAGCAAUUGAAAGAGAUCCUAGUCUGAUUAAAGUAUUGGAUAGAUUACUUCUUUACUUGCGUAUUGUGCAUUCAGUGGACUAUUACAAUCAUUCUGAAUACCCCAAUGAAGAUGAAAUGCCCAAUAGGUGUGGUAUCAUGCAUGCCCGUGGCAUACCACCCUCAAGUAAAGUAACACCUCAAGAAGUACAAGAUUAUUGUAGAGCCUUUGAAAACAAGAUUGGAUCAUUCCUGCAACCAUUGACCAAACUUAGCGAUGAUGAAGCAAAGAAAUUAGGUCUGAAAGAGGCAGAGGAAGAGGUAGAGAAGUUUGUCCAGUCCAACACUCAAGAGGUAGCCAAGGACAAGUGGCAGUGUCCCCUCUGCGGGAAGAAGUUCAAGGGUGCAGAGUAUGUGCACAAACACAUCCUCAUCAAGCAUGCCGAGAAAGUCAAGGAGGUCAAGAAAGAGGUGGAUUACUUCAAUAACUAUCUCAGAGAUCCAAAGAGACCUCAACUGCCAGAAUAUCCUGGGAAUAAGCAUGGUGGCAGAAAGGAUGACAGGCCUGACCCAUAUGUAGCAGCCUAUCCUCAGCAAGCACCUGGGUAUGGUGCUUAUGGUGGAGCAUAUGGUAGGCAGUACCCAGCAGCACCUGGAUACGGUUAUGGUAGUAGCUACCCCAAAGAUUACUAUGCAGGGCGUGGUGACCACUAUGCUCGUGAACCCUAUGCCAGGCCACGCGUAACUUACAGGUCGCGGUCGGGCGACCCGCGGGAAGUCAUUGGCUACCAUGACUUGGAUGCUCCCGAUGAUACAGAUCUCUUUUAACCUUGACGCCGCCUGCCCAAUUGGUUGGAUAUAGGGACCUUGAUGCACCCAAGGAAGACUACUAGUUCCUCAAGACUAAUUGAAUAUUGUGGACCUUCAAGUCAAAGCCAAGUGUGUUCACUGUUGAGCAGUUAUGUAACGGCAACGACAAAGAACUUGCAAUAUCAUCGUCAUUGAAUUUUCUUCCUGCGAUGGAAUGUGGCUUACGAAUCAUUGCGAAAUGGUUAGAGUUAGGUUUAUGAAGAUUUUACCAAAUUGACUUCAACUUGAGAGCUGGUGGACUUCAUUGUACCAGAUAUUGCCUUUACACAUUGUCUUCAUGUUAGGAUUUUUGUAAAGAAGUCAAGUGUGUGAUUUACAUUGAACAAAUAUUUGGCUUGUUCAUCUUGGGGGUUUAUUACAGACUUCUAUUCAUGGAUAGUAUAGCUUCAUCCUUGCAAUGUCUUUAAUAUAUUUUGUAUUAUCAUCAGUGUAUUAUUGUUAAUAUACCAUCAAGUACCAUUUUCAUUACCUUUUUGAAUAACACUUAUUUGGGCUGCAGUGUUUGUAUAGUUCAUAUAGUUCAUAAAUGGUGAAUAUUUUUAUUGCGACAAAUGUCAGAUUAUUCUGGUUGUACUCCAUCAGAACUAAAUUUGGUUUUAGUAAUCAGUUAUUUGUGUAUUGAUUCAUAUAAUGAACAACUCUUUUCAUUU